This is a messenger RNA of Chenopodium quinoa (quinoa), 702 nucleotides long. RefSeq lists its product as uncharacterized. Bases 191 to 430 code for a protein of 79 amino acids. The record is from RefSeq and is a predicted model, not a curated record. The transcript is spliced from 2 exons. NCBI's taxonomy places the organism in Eukaryota, Viridiplantae, Streptophyta, Magnoliopsida, Caryophyllales, Amaranthaceae.
GCUUAACAAAACAGAAGCCGGAGGACCGGAGGAGGGAGUACUACUGAAUUUUUUAACCACAUUGAACCCCCAUCUCUUUCUAACUCUCCUACUGCGUACUCUGAAAUCCUCAUUCAACUAUUCAAGCGGCUCCUGAGCUUUCUCUCCAUUGUAACGGCUUCCAAGGUAUCUAAAUUCUAACAAAAGUUUCAUGGAACCUUCAUAUGUCCGAGCCACAAUUCGUCUUGGAUCUGAGAAUUAUACAGUCAGUGGAAGCUCAGGCCGUCUCUCAGAACAGUUGGUUUCAAUGAAAGAAGAAAGCAUGACCAUAUUAAAGGAAUACAUCACCAAAACUAAUGCUCCAGCUGAUGUUCCUGAUGAACCACUUGAAGGCUCUUCAGGAGAUGAAGAUGAAAUUUCAAAGAAGCCGAAAUCAAAGAAGCGAAAAUAAUGUACUGUUGGCUAGUAACAAACAUUCUUGGAAAAUGUUGAAACUGAAUAACCAAUUUUUGAUUGUAGAAGUUUUAGAGAAUAUGUACUUAAGUACAAAUUUGAGAAUUAUAGAGAUUGGCAUAAAUUCCCCUCGCAAGAAAGAAGUUAUGUUUGUGUUCUCGCAUUUAGUCUUGAGAGUAGCGUCUCCUAACUUUGGUUAUUGUUCUCGCACUAUAUGACUUCAUGAGACUAUAGCUUAGGUUUAUAUUCAUUCAUAAAUUUCCUUAUAUA